AUGAUUGAAGAAAGUUUUCUUCAAAAUGAAAAUGAAGACUUUGGAGAAUAACUCCUUGAGGAUUAUACAAUUUUAUAAAAAUUAGGAACAGGUGCCUUCAGCAAAGUCUAUAAGGUCUUAUAUCAAGAUUAGAUCUACGCUUUGAAAGUAUAGUUCAAAUUGUUAUAGGUUGUUGAUAAAUAAUCGGCUACUGGAAAUAAUAUUGUUGAGAAGCUCAACCAAGAAGCCUCUAUACUUAGCACUUUAGAACAUCCAAAUAUCGUUUAAUACUAUAAGACAAUAGAAUCAAAGAGAAAACUUUAUUUUCUUAUCGAAUAUAUUGAAGGCAAAUCACUUUAAGAGUAUAUUGAUUAAUCAUUGACUGACUCUGAAAUUAGAUAAAUUAUAUAAUAAAUAAUAUAUGCAGUAGCAUAUAUUCAUAAAAAAGGUAUAAUUCAUAGAGAUCUAAAACCUGGUAUGAUCAUAAAUAUAUAUAGAUAACAUUUUGAUUGAUAAAGAAUGGAGUGUAAAAAUCAUCGAUUUUGGUUUGAGUUUCCAAACAAUAAAAUCUACUACUCAUGAAACAUGUGGCACAUUAAUUUAUAUGGCACCAGAAGCAUUAAUGAAAAAGGAAUACUUCAAAUCAGUGGAUAUGUGGAGUCUAGGAAUAAUAUAAUUUAUGAUGUUUGCGAAUUGUCAUCCAUUUUGCACAGAUGAUACAAGAGAGACCUUUUUAAAAAAAAUGAAGAAUCCUUAAUAAGCAUGCUAUCCUGAAAAUAUGAGCAAGUUCAAAAUUCCCAUAAUCAUAGAAUAGAGCGGCCAUAUCAUUUUUUGAAAAAACUGCUGCAUGGGAACCUGAGGCUAGACUUACAGCUGAAUAAGCUCUAAUUCAUCCAUGGAUUAGUGGUGUAAAUAGUCAAAUGCCAAUGUCAUCAAAAGAUAUAAUUCAAACAUUUAAAUGUUAAAAUGAAUUUCAUCAAGUAUUUUAAUGAAUAUAAAUUAAGAUGAUAAAAAUGUUGAUGAUCCUUAGAUUAAUAUAGAAAGUGAGUUAAAAACGUGAUUCGUUAUAAACACAAUAGUUUAGAGCUCACUCUUAAUUUUAAAAUAACUUAAAACCUUUGAUUAUUAAUUCAAGAAAUCCAAGCUCUUAAUAAAAAUUGAAAACUGAAUCUUAAUAAUUCCAACCACCAUUAUCUGCCCAUAGAACUACAUUAUCAAGAAUAUAAAAUAAUGCUUCAUUUCUUAGUUGUUAAGAUGUAUUAAUACCUUAUAAUUAGUAAUCAAGAGAGGAUGUGAGAUUGAAAUAAAUGAAGAAUAAGCAGCAAUAAUUAAAAUUACCUCCAAUAAAUACUAAAUCUGCAAAUAAUUCCCCUUAUAAUAGUAAAUCUCAGUAAAUGUUUACAUUCAGUCCAUAUAAGAAAGUACAACCAAAUGGAGAGCUUAAGAAGUCAUAAUUUAAAUUAUGA
Molecule: messenger RNA, 1445 nt
Organism: Paramecium primaurelia
Lineage: Eukaryota; Ciliophora; Oligohymenophorea; Peniculida; Parameciidae
Source: the annotation of a GenBank genome assembly